AUGAUGCUGACCAAAACAACGAUUGCCGCCUUGUUGGCGUCGCUAUCAUUCGUGACUGCCGUUCCACAAGGUGCUACAUCAACUUCUACAUCGACCACUUCUUCGUCUAGUAGUUCUUCUUCCAGUAGCGCAAGGAGGUCUUCCCGAUAUGCGGCAUCAUCAAGCGUGCCGUCUACUCGACCGGGUCUGUCGUCAGUUUUUCAUGGCGCAUACAGCGGCUCAGCGACGGUGACUGGCGCACUGAAAGCCAGCUCUGUUGGCACUGGGAUUGUCGUUGGAGGCGUACCCCCAGCUGAGACGACGUAUCCCAGUGACGGACAACUACAUGACGCUCAACCGGCUCCGUAUGUUCCUGCAGGAGGUGUUGGCACCAAUACGACUCCUAUCUAUAACGUGCAAAGUGACUUUGACUACGAAUCCUUGGCACUCGCUCUCUACCAAGAAUGGAUCGAGCUGGAUCUUUUCCAAUACGGACUUAAAACCUUUUCUGAUUCCGAUUUUCAGGACGCUGGCUUGACUGCUGAGGAUCGAACCUUGAUUGAAUUCAUGGCAGAACAAGAAAUUGGCCAUGCUACACUCAUCAGUAACAUUCUUGGUGCCGAAGCACCGCAGCAAUGUAAUUAUAACUAUCCAUUCACGAACGUGCGCGAGUUUGUGGACUUUUGCCAGAAGCUCACACGAUUUGGUGAGUCUGGCGUGUACGGCUUUUUGGGUCAUCUCAAUAGCCGUGAGGCUGCAACGCUGCUCUUGCAGAGUAUCUCUACAGAAGCUCGACAACAGCUGAUCUUCAGACAAUUCGAUGGCCUAUUCCCGAUGCCUGUCUGGUUUGAAGUCGGAGUGCCUCAGUCCUGGGCUUGGACUCUCCUUGCUCCUUACAUCAGCUCGUGUCCCGCGAACCAGACACGUCUAGCCUGGCAGAAUUUCCCUGCUCUUUGGAUUUUGAAUCAACCCAAUCCAGCCAGAUACAACGCUUCUCAAGGCUUCAACGAGACUCUCGGUGCAGGAACCAAUACAUUGAACAGCACCGGAAUCUCCGGCUCAGCAGCUUGUUUCAACAACACUGGUCAAAGCGGCAACUGCAAUCCUGCAAUUACCCAAAAUCGCAGCAUUCCGCUGUCGUACCCCGGUCGAGUGGUCAAUCUCACCUGGGAUCAACCUGGAAAACUCGUUGGACCAAACAACAGCUACGUCACGUCAUCCUCAGCCGGUACUCCAGCCUAUGUCGCAUGGGUGUCGCAGUUGAACGUGACUUAUUCCGCGUUGAAUUUGAGUAGCAAUACCUCUGGAUCAACUGUUCAGCCGGAUGUUGAGACUUUUGCGGGUGAUCCUGCUGUUAAUGGAACGCUGUUCAUUGCAAUUACAGAUUCGGACAUAUUUUUGACACCGUUCAAUUUGAGUUUGAUUAAUGAGCAUGUUGUUGCUGGGCCUGCUUUGUACCAGGCUGGCUAA
This is a messenger RNA of Talaromyces amestolkiae, 1449 nucleotides long. RefSeq lists its product as uncharacterized. The record is from RefSeq and is a predicted model, not a curated record. The coding region runs from base 1 to 1449 and encodes 482 amino acids. The transcript has 2 exons. Lineage: Eukaryota; Fungi; Ascomycota; Eurotiomycetes; Eurotiales; Trichocomaceae.